Messenger RNA from Protobothrops mucrosquamatus (brown spotted pit viper), 1045 nucleotides. It is a transcript of the gene PNCK, whose product is annotated as pregnancy up-regulated nonubiquitous CaM kinase. The record is from RefSeq and is a predicted model, not a curated record. The transcript has 10 exons. Gene Ontology annotation, biological process: peptidyl-serine phosphorylation. Lineage: Eukaryota; Metazoa; Chordata; Lepidosauria; Squamata; Viperidae. Gene Ontology annotation, cellular component: intracellular anatomical structure. Gene Ontology annotation, molecular function: calcium/calmodulin-dependent protein kinase activity; calmodulin binding; ATP binding. The coding region runs from base 26 to 1039 and encodes 337 amino acids.
GCCGGCCUGCUUUUAGCUGUUCAUAAUGCCUCUUGGGAAAGGCUGGAAGAAAACAGUCGAAGACAUUGCCAGUGUCUACGACAUCAAGGAGAAGCUGGGCGCGGGGGCUUUUUCAGAAGUGCUCUUGGCCCAGGAACAUGGAUCUCAGCGCCUUGUAGCCCUCAAAUGUAUUCCUAAAAAAGCACUGCGAGGUAAAGAAGCAGCUGUGGAGAAUGAAAUUGCUGUACUCAAAAAGAUUCAACAUGAGAACAUUGUUGCUCUGGAAGAUAUUUAUGAAAGUCCCACUCAUUUGUACCUGGCCAUGCAGCUGGUGACAGGCGGAGAGCUCUUCGAUCGCAUCAUUGAACGAGGCUAUUACACAGAAAAGGAUGCCAGCCAACUCAUCCGGCAGGUGCUAGAGGCUGUGAAUUACCUGCAUGAUCUGGGAAUUGUUCAUCGGGAUCUCAAACCUGAAAAUCUCCUGUAUGCUACACCAUUUGAGGAUGCCAAGAUUAUGAUUACGGACUUUGGGCUGUCUAAAAUUGAGGCUGAUGGUAUCAUGUCUACAGCUUGUGGAACCCCGGGCUAUGUUGCCCCGGAGAUCCUGGAGCAGAAGCCCUACGGAAAAGCAGUGGAUUCCUGGGCACUUGGUGUCAUCUCCUAUAUCUUACUUUGUGGUUAUCCUCCUUUCUAUGAUGAGAACGACUCUGAGCUUUUCAACCAGAUCCUGAAAGCUGAAUAUGAGUUUGACUCCCCAUACUGGGAUGAUAUCUCCGAUUCAGCCAAAGAUUUCAUCCGACAUCUUCUAGAACGGGACCCUGAGAAACGAUUUACUUGUGAACAAGCUCUGCAACAUCCCUGGAUCUCUGGGGAUACAGCUCUGGAGAAGGACAUUCAUGGAUCUGUGUGUGAGCAGAUUCAGAAGAACUUUGCUCGCAGUCAGUGGAAGCGAGCAAUCAAUGCCACAUCCUUUUUGCGCCAUAUCACCAAGAUGGGACCAGGUGCAGAGGGUGAAGAAAUUGGAGAGGCAACAUCUGGAGGACAGCGUGGAAAAUGGUGACCCCCC